UUAUACACUCCCAGCCAGGCGGGUGUUCACAUUCUCGCUCGGACUAUACUAUUCUACGAGGGUUUAGGGUACGGGAAUCUUCGCCGGCCGCACAUCGACUCGGAUCGAAGCUCACAAACAUCAGAUUCUCCUCCGAGGCUAUCAGGAUACAGUGAUGUCUCGAGUUUACGUUGGGAAUCUGGAUCCGCGUGUCACUGAAAGAGAACUGGAAGAUGAAUUCCGUACCUACGGAGUUCUUAGGAGUGUAUGGGUUGCAAGGAAGCCACCUGGUUAUGCUUUUAUUGAGUUUGAGGAUCGUAGGGAUGCACUUGAUGCAACACGUGCUUUAAACGGGAAGAAUGAAUGGCGUGUGGAGCUCUCUCACAAUUCUAGGGGAGGAGGGGAAAGAGGAGGGGAAAGAGGAAGAGGAGGGGGAGGAUUCCGAGGAGGGCGUGGUGGUGGUGGUGAUGCCUUGAAGUGUUAUGAGUGUGGUGAAUCUGGGCAUUUUGCACGCGAGUGUAGGCUGCGUAUUGGUUCUCGAGGUGCUGGUAGUGGGCGCCGUCGAAGUCCCAGUCCUAGACGCAGAAGGAGUCCACCAAGUUAUGAGAAUAGUCCUCGUGGAAGGAAAUCUCCGGAGCGACGCAGCCUAUCUCCUCAUCGUGGAAGGAAAUCUCCUGAGCGCCGAAGUGCAUCACCUCAUCGUGUAAGGAAAUCUCCUGAGCGCCGCAUUGUAUCACCUCAUCGUAUAAGGAAAUCUCCCGAGCGCCGCAUUGUAUCACCUCAUCGUAUAAGGAAAUCUCCUGAGCGCCGCAGUGUAUCACCUCAUCGUGCAAGGAGUCGCUCUAGAUCACCUCCACAUCGUCGUACUCGUCGCGAGUCACCCGACGCUAAUGGUAGGUCAUCUCCAUAUCGUCGCCCACGCCGAGUUUCACCAUUUGCUAAUGGCUGUUUAAUCAUGAGAAAAACCUCCUGCAUGAGCACUUGAACUUUUUACUAUUCUUGUCCAAAAAAUUCCGGCUUCUAGACUAGGGUGUUUUUCAAGCUGUUCUUAAUGCGAGAGAUUGAUGACGGUGGAGGCAGAUAUGAAGCGAUUUGGGGGAGAGGAGGAAGUGGAGGACUGAUGGAUCUGAAUUAGUAGGUUCUUCGUACUAGGAUAUUAGCAGAUUGAUGUAGUUAAGCUUGAAUACUUUGAGUCCGCCUAUCUGGAUAACUGCUUUGUGUCAAACCCGUCUUUCGGUGGCUUCUUCUUGAUUGUGUAAUGGUUGCUGCCUGCUUUGGCAUGACUUCAUUUUGAAUCAUCGGCAUCUCUGUGCUUCUUUCUGCAGCACACAGGUUUUCUCGCACUUCUGAAUCGCGAUAUAUGUUGUGGAUUUGCAAUAUAAACUGCUGUCUUGAUAGUCAGUCAAUGCACUUGUUCUCUUGAUGUUUUAUAAGUAAUUAUGUGUUUUUUUAUAUAUUUUAUUUUUAAUGUUU
Molecule: messenger RNA, 1452 nt
Organism: Impatiens glandulifera
Lineage: Eukaryota; Viridiplantae; Streptophyta; Magnoliopsida; Ericales; Balsaminaceae
Product: serine/arginine-rich splicing factor RSZ21-like
Exons: 8
Coding region: 155-964 (269 amino acids)
Biological process (GO): mRNA splicing, via spliceosome
Cellular component (GO): nuclear speck
Molecular function (GO): zinc ion binding; RNA binding
Source: RefSeq, a predicted model, not a curated record